Molecule: messenger RNA, 741 nt
Organism: Funneliformis caledonium
Lineage: Eukaryota; Fungi; Glomeromycota; Glomeromycetes; Glomerales; Glomeraceae
Source: the annotation of a GenBank genome assembly
AUGACGGACAUAACACUAACUUGCCGUCUCUUUCGAGAAAUCGAAGAAAAUACCAAGGAAUUUCCCAUUAAAAUUAACAAUUCGAAAUUUGUUUAUGAUCUUAAGAAAUUAAUUAAAGAAGAAAAAAAAGAUAUCUUCUCUGAUACCGAGGUUGAUAACUUGGAACUUUGGGGAGUAGAAAUUCAUAAUGACAAUGCAGACAAAUUUUCAAGCCUCAUCCUGCAAGAUAAUAAGAGUAAAGACAUAAAGAAACUCGAAACAAUAAAACUUGUCAGUGAUUACUGGGAAAAUCAACCUUCUGCAAAUUUUACUCAUAUUAUUGUUGAUUCAAAAUUCUUGACCAUGUUAAGAAGUUUUAAUCAAGCAACACUGAAUCAAAAACAACCUAUUGAGGACCCUGAUGGUAGAGAAAAUGGGCAUAGUGAAGAUACAAAUGAAGCUUUUUGGGUAUUAACAAAUUCAGAUCCACCUGAACAACGAUAUAGAUAUUUGGAUAAUCAUGAAAAUGUUCGAGAAGAAGUUGUACGACUUUGUGAUUCUCGUAAGACAAAUAAAGGAAUUCCGUGGAAGGUCAUGGUUGAUGAGAUUAGGAAUGAUCUCUUGAGAACAAAAAAGAUUGAUGAAAAAACAUUAAAGAGAUUUUAUAACGGUGAUACAUAUAAACCUGAUGAAGAUGUUUUGCGUUUAAUCAGAGCGUGGGUUAUCAAGAAGUUAGAGGAAAAAAGGAGCAAUAAUCAGUAA